Aethina tumida (small hive beetle) is the source of this 1471-nucleotide messenger RNA. It is a transcript of the gene pths, whose product is annotated as probable ATP-dependent RNA helicase DDX47. Lineage: Eukaryota; Metazoa; Arthropoda; Insecta; Coleoptera; Nitidulidae. The record is from RefSeq and is a predicted model, not a curated record. Gene Ontology annotation, molecular function: nucleic acid binding; RNA helicase activity; ATP binding. The transcript has 5 exons. Bases 57 to 1442 code for a protein of 461 amino acids.
UCAUUUUAUUUACUUGUGACGUUUCGCUUCAUUCUAGUCCAGAAAAACGGCAAAAAAUGAGUGUGCAAAGCGACGAUGACUUGAGUGACGCUCAACCUGGCGAGCAGACUCAGCAAUCCGAUGCGGAAGACGACAAACCUACAACGUGGAAAGACUUGGGACUUGUAGAUGCGCUAUGCACCGCAUGCGAACAACUGAAAUGGAAAGAACCGUCGAAAAUCCAACGGGAAUCGAUCCCUGUCGCGUUACAGGGCAAGGAUAUAAUUGGGCUUGCGGAAACAGGAUCUGGAAAAACAGCCGCGUUUGCCUUGCCAAUUCUUCAGGCGCUACUUGAAAAUCCGCAGAGGUACUUCGCGCUCAUCCUAACGCCAACUCGGGAAUUGGCCUUUCAAAUCUCCGAACAGUUUGAAGCACUUGGUGCAAGUAUUGGAGUGAAAUGUGCAGUAAUCGUAGGUGGUAUGGACAUGAUGUCACAGGCUUUAAUUUUGGCCAAGAAGCCACAUAUAUUAAUUGCCACACCUGGAAGAUUAAUUGAUCAUUUAGAAAACACUAAAGGUUUUAGUUUGAGGGCACUUAAAUUCUUGGUAAUGGAUGAAGCUGACAGAAUUUUAAACAUGGACUUUGAGGUAGAAGUUGACAAAAUACUCAAAGUGAUUCCUAGAGAAAGGAGAACAUUUCUGUUCUCAGCAACAAUGACAAAAAAAGUAAAGAAAUUACAAAGAGCUUGUCUGAAGGAUCCUGUAAGAGUGGAAGUUUCAACCAAGUACCAGACUGUAGAAAAAUUGCAACAAUAUUACAUUUUUAUUCCUGUAAAAUUUAAAGAUGUGUAUCUAGUGCACAUUUUAAAUGAAAUGGCGGGCAACAGUUUCAUGAUUUUCUGCUCUACCUGCAACAAUACAAUCCGAACGGCACUUAUGCUUAGAAACUUGGGACUCACUGCUGUUCCUCUACAUGGACAGAUGUCACAGAAUAAGAGAUUGGCGGCGUUGACGAAAUUCAAAGCAAAGAAUCGGUCAAUUCUGAUUUCGACAGAUGUGGCGUCUAGAGGUUUGGACAUACCACAUGUGGAUGUAGUCAUAAAUUUUGACAUUCCGACACACAGCAAAGAUUACAUUCACAGAGUGGGUAGGACUGCCAGAGCGGGGAGAUCAGGCAAAGCUAUUACUUUUGUUACACAAUAUGAUGUGGAAUUGUACCAGAGAAUUGAGCAGUUGAUUGGGAAGCAAUUACCUUUGUACAAGACAGAGGAGGAGGAAGUUAUGGUGUUGCAGGAACGAGUGGCGGAAAGUCAGAGGAUGGCCAAGGUUGAAAUGAAGGAUUUGACAGACAAGAAGGGUGGGAAGAGAAAGAAGGUUGAUGCGGAUGAUGACGACACUGAAGGCGCGUCUGGAGUCAGAAAAAGACUCAAGGGUGGACCAAAAAAGAACAACAGAAAAAAAUAAUCAAUAAAUAAGUUGUUUAAAAAUUGAAA